AAGGCUUGAAGGCAGAAUUAAUUCCUCAGGAAAAUGGGUUGCAAGUCAUCUGACAAGCCAAGGCCUAAGCAUAGAAAAGGCUUAUGGUCACCUGAAGAAGACCAGAAGCUCAGAAACUAUGUUCUCAGACAUGGCCAUGGCUGCUGGAGUUCCGUUCCCAUAAAUGCAGGCUUGCAGAGGAAUGGGAAGAGCUGCAGAUUAAGAUGGAUUAAUUACUUGAGGCCAGGAUUAAAGAGAGGAAUGUUUUCCGUACAAGAAGAAGAAACAAUCGUUACCCUUCAUAAUAUGUUAGGAAACAAGUGGUCUCAGAUUGCACAACAUUUGCCUGGAAGAACAGAUAAUGAAAUAAAGAAUCACUGGCAUUCCUAUCUGAAGAAAAAAGUAGCCAAAGUUGAAGAUUCAGAAGUUCAUACCAAAACUCCAUGUACCACAUCAAGCUCAGAAAAUACAGAUUCCAUCCCUUCUCCCCAAAAUCAAACAAGCCAAUUUCCUUGUUACGAAUCUAUGCAACUACCGGAAAAACAAUUAACAGAUACCGAUCAAUUUGUUACACAGUUUCCCAACUUCCCUAAAGAGCCUCAGGGAAGCUCCUUGCCAAGGCUUUUCUUUGCAGAAUGGCUAUCAACAGAUCAUGUUCAAGUUGGGGGGUUUGCAAAUUCAUGUAAAACGGAGCCUGUCUCACAUUGCUUCCAAGACUCCUUGAUGCAUGGAUAUCUACUGAAUGAGGCAGCAUUUAAUGGUGAAAUUCACGGAGGAUUAAGCAGUGGAUCGUUGCAUGAUGUGUUUAGCUCACAGUCCAAGUUUGAAGACCAAAUUUCCGAUAUUGGCUUUUCAGGUUCUGUUUCUGGGGAGGAAAUUUACAUUGAUUUUGGUAUGAACAGUGAUGUAAUGUACAUGUAAGGACAUGUUUCCUACGCAGCAUUAUUCAAGGAAGAAUAAUUUCUAAUUAUUCUAUGGAAUAAAGGCAUACCGGCAUACUGGUUCUUGUCAAAGAAGGAAAUAUCAGUAAGCUGAAAUAGGCUACUUUCCCUUAUUUUCCAGGCUGCGAAGUUUAAUUAGUGGUUGUUCUUCCACAUAUCAGUCUUUGAAGCACCCUCAUUUGCAUUUGUUUUAGAUUAAUGUUUUUAUCUUCUAAUGUCAUCAAUUUGUUUUAGCUUUCAAACACUCACAAUAAAUAAGUCCAGAAAGA
Messenger RNA from Rubroshorea leprosula, 1189 nucleotides. The record is from the annotation of a GenBank genome assembly. Lineage: Eukaryota; Viridiplantae; Streptophyta; Magnoliopsida; Malvales; Dipterocarpaceae.